This is a messenger RNA of Aspergillus terreus NIH2624, 2907 nucleotides long. RefSeq names its product MCM DNA helicase complex subunit MCM6. Gene Ontology annotation, molecular function: ATP binding; single-stranded 3'-5' DNA helicase activity; single-stranded DNA binding. The transcript is spliced from 3 exons. Gene Ontology annotation, cellular component: nucleus; MCM complex. NCBI's taxonomy places the organism in Eukaryota, Fungi, Ascomycota, Eurotiomycetes, Eurotiales, Aspergillaceae. The record is from RefSeq and is a predicted model, not a curated record. The coding region runs from base 1 to 2907 and encodes 968 amino acids. Gene Ontology annotation, biological process: DNA replication initiation; mitotic DNA replication; double-strand break repair via break-induced replication.
AUGUCUUCUCUCUUCGAUGCCGUCCUCCAGUCCGAAUUGGGCUCAACGGCGGGCUCCCGGGCUCAUCCCUUCAAUUCGGAUAUCCCCAGUUCACGACCACAGCCCAUGUCUGAGAGCAAUGGCCCGAUGAGUGAUGCGAAUGCCAUGGCAGAUGACCAAGGCGCCGAGGCCAAUGACUCGACUGUCAUCCGUCGCAAGAAUCCCUACGUCCGUCCUCCGCCGCCUGUCGUCGACAUCGCGGGCGAAAAAGUGCGGCAGGCCUUUUCCGAGUUCCUUCAGACGUUCGAGGAUGAAAACCCGCCAUCUCAACCGCCUCCCUCUUCCGAAUCGUACACGGGCAAGUUCUACAUCGACCAAAUCUCGGGCAUGUCCAGGUUCAAUGUGUCGACCCUCUAUGUCAAUUUCAACCACCUAGCCUCCUACGAUAAUGGCAUCUUGGCCGACGCGAUUGUCAACCAAUAUUACCGUUUCCACCCCUUUCUCACAAGAGCACUCCACGACCUGAUCGCCAAAGUCGUCCCGGCCUAUUAUAAUUCUCACCGCCGAAUCGAUCAUCCCCAGUCCGAGGCUGGCACGUCGAUAAUGGGCGCCGCCUCCAGCCAAACCCAAACCGCACAGGAUAAUGGCGAAACCGAGAAGGAUCCUCGGAGGAAGACUCGUAACCAACAGACGGACAAGUUAUUUUCUCUCGCGUUUUACAAUCUGCCGUUAGUGUCCCGCUUGCGUCAACUGCGCACCGCCCAGAUCGGAAAGCUGCUGUCGGUCUCCGGCACGGUCACCCGGACCUCCGAAAUUCGCCCCGAGUUGUCGCUCGGCUCGUUCAUCUGUGAAGCGUGCCGGACGGAAUGCCCCGAUGUCGAACAGACCUUCAAAUAUACCGAGCCCUCUCGGUGUCCCAAUGAGUUAUGCGGCAACCGGGUCGGAUGGCGCCUGGACAUUGGAAAGAGUACUUUCGUGGACUGGCAGAAAGUGAAGCUGCAGGAGUCUUCUCAUGAGAUUCCCACCGGUAGCAUGCCCCGUACGAUGGAUAUCAUCUUGCGUGGGGAAAUGGUCGACCGUGCCAGAGCUGGUGAGCGUUGUAUCUUCACGGGUAGUCUGAUUGUGAUUCCCGAUGUCAGCCAACUCGGGCUUCCGGGUGUGCGACCCCAAGCCAUCCGCGACGAUAGUGGAUUCCGUGGCGGGGACGUGGGAGGAGGCGGCGUUUCGGGUCUCAAGGCUCUGGGUGUUCGGGACCUGGGGUACCGACUUGCCUUCCUUGCGUGCAUGGUCACUACGGAUACUUCGACUCCGGGCCAGCGCCCCAAACAAGUGACUGAACCAUCCAUCAACGGCCUGACCAUCGCCAACCAAGACCAGGACGCCGAGAACAGUGAUGACAACGCCCAAGAGGCCCUUCUUCAAAUCUUGACGCCUCAUGAAGUCGACGAUUUGAAGGAUCUGGUGCAUUCCGAUUACAUCUAUUCUCGGUUGGUGGAUUCAAUCGCUCCCAUGAUUUAUGGACAUCGCCAGAUCAAAAAGGGUCUGCUGCUCCAACUCAUUGGAGGAGUUCCCAAGACAACGGAACAGGAGAGCAUGCAACUUCGUGGUGACAUCAACAUUUGCAUCGUCGGUGAUCCGUCGACGAGUAAGAGCCAGUUCUUGAAGUACAUUUGCUCUUUGCAUCCUCGGGCAGUCUACACCAGUGGUAAGGCCUCGUCGGCCGCUGGUUUGACGGCUUCGGUAGUGAAGGAUGCGGAGACUGGCGAAUUUACCAUCGAAGCUGGUGCCCUGAUGCUUGCAAACGGAGGCGGUAUCUGUGCUAUUGAUGAGUUCGAUAAGAUGGAUAUCAGUGAUCAAGUUGCCAUUCACGAAGCUAUGGAGCAGCAGACGAUUUCCAUCGCCAAGGCAGGCAUCCACACUACUCUUAACGCGCGCGCCUCUAUCCUUGCGGCCGCCAACCCUAUCGGUGGACGCUACAACCCCAAGGUCUCUCUUCGCUCCAACCUCAACUUCAGUGCUCCUAUCAUGAGCAGAUUCGAUCUGUUCUUCGUGAUUCGGGAUGAACCCAAUGAAUCGGUGGACCGCAACCUCGCCGACCACAUUGUCAACGUGCACAUGAACCGCGAUGAAGCCGUCCAGCCGGAUCUGAGCACCGAACAACUCCAGCGGUAUAUUCGCUUCGCCCGCACAUUCAAACCAGUCUUCUCGGAGGAGGCUAAGGCCCUCCUGGUUGAGAAAUACAAGGAGCUCCGUUCGAACGACUCGCAAGGCGGCGCGGGUCGGUCGUCCUACCGCAUCACUGUCCGCCAGCUCGAGUCCCUGAUCCGUCUGUCGGAGGCCGUCGCAAAGGCCAACUGCGUGGAGGAGAUUACGCCGGACUUUGUGCAGGAGGCAUACGACCUGCUGCGUCAAAGCAUUGUCACGGUUGAAAAGGAUGAUGUGGAGGUGGACGAUGGGGAAUUUGGCGGCCAUGCCCACGACGAAGAUCACGAGAUGGGUGACCGUGACCGUGAAGGGGACAGCCCUAUGGCCGAGGGGGCAGAGGAACCGGCUCCCCAACGGCCUCGGACGAAGAUCACCUUUGACAAAUACAUGAAGAUCCUCAAUCUAGUUGUGCAGCGGGUCAACGAGGACGAGUCCCAGUCGGGAGAAGGUGUCGAGCAGGAGGAUCUCAUCGUGUGGUAUCUGGAACAGAUCGAGUCGGAGCUGGACAGCGAGGAGGACUUCCAGCGCGAGCGUUCGUUGGCCGGAAAGGUCCUGAAGCGAAUGGUGAAGGAUAACAUCCUGAUGCCGAUUCGUGGCGAGGGUCUUGUCGAUCCGGAGGAACAGGGCGACUCCGCCCCGAAGACGGUCUACGUGAUGCAUCCCAACUGUGCCGCGGAUGAUAUCGUCCUGCCGGACCCGAAUGAACGGAAAUCGAAACGAUAG